AUGUUUAAAAACCUUUUUCGCCCACGACGGUCAAAUAAAGAGAACGAAGAUCAAGAAGAGCAUCAUCAUCAUCAACAACAACAACAACAACAACAACAACAACAACAUUCUGCCAAUGAAUUUCAGCGCAACUCGUUCUCCCAUAAGUCGCUAAGAAAUGCGCGUGAAAAACGAUCCUUCCAUUCAUCUUAUCAUCAUUAUCGAGGAAAUACAAGUGGCGGAGUUGAUGAUGGUCUUCCUAUAUCUACAUCACCAUAUCAUGUUGCCAUUCAGAGGAAAUAUCCACGCGGUACACAAUCAUGCUACGAUGGUCUCCGUGAUGACUUCGAUCGAUUUUCCACCAUGAAUAGGUCGUUUGCUAGUACGGCACAUUCGAAAUAUAAGCCUUCACGCCGUGAGUACAUGAACAUUAUGCGCCGUAAUCAUUUGAAUUCAGAAUAUGGCAGCUGUGAUCCUUCAUUGAACACCCCACCUCUCUAUAGUAGAGACUUAGAUGAUUCAGAUGCGGAGACAUGGAAUUCGGAAAGGAUUAUUAAGGAACUUCGAGCAGAAUUAAGGGCUACAAAUGAACGAAAGAAUUAUUAUAAAGAUUUAUACAAACGUGAACGGCAAGAUAGGAUACGUGAUCGUGAAUUGCGUGAUUUAGUGGAGAAGAAACUUAUGGAUGAUCUAAGAAGUAAAGAACUGGAAUGCUCCAAUAAUUUGUUACGAAUUAAAGCGCUGGAACAGCAGCUCCAACAUCACUCCAAUUUUCCGCCAUCAAUCCGUGAAUCCUCCUUUCGCAUCCCGCAUUUCUGCACUCCGUCGUCAUCUAAUACCGCAUCAACAAUGGCUGGAGCAGGUGAGGCCUUGUCUAGCACUUCAGAACUGUUUGCUAUCCGAGGUGCUUAUCUGGUAAAUCCAGUAGCCAGCAGCACGGGAAUAGCAGGAGCAACAAAUGCAACAGUAUCCGGUAAUCCCAGCGAGAUGCCGGACGAAAUGAAAGUUUUCCGACAACCUGAUGAAUUGCCUUUGGAGUUAGCGCGGAAUAGCAGCAUCAUAGAUACGCCACUUGGUAUUAAAAAUGAUGAUGCAGCAAAAAUAUCAGCUAAUUCAUUAGGCGUUUCUUUCGCAAAUCGCGAAAAUUUUAAUGGAACAGUGCUGGAAGAAGAUCGUCAAUCUGAUAACGGUUACGGUACCACUUCGGAAUGUGCUUCUGAGCUUGUUCGGAGUAUACGUCGGGUACAUAGUGAUUCCGAAGUACCACUGAAAGUCAUACAGACAUAA
Molecule: messenger RNA, 1266 nt
Organism: Loa loa (African eye worm)
Lineage: Eukaryota; Metazoa; Nematoda; Chromadorea; Rhabditida; Onchocercidae
Exons: 5
Coding region: 1-1266 (421 amino acids)
Source: RefSeq, a predicted model, not a curated record